AUGGCUACUUCACUCACUUCGAUCCCCACCAAUCUUCCAAUUCUCACGACGAAGAAUUAUGAUAAUUGGAAAAUUCAAAUAAGAGUGAUCUUGAGGUUUCAAGGGGUAUGGAACCUUGUUGAAGAAGGUUGCAAAUUGGCUGGUGCAGGUGGAACAGAAGUUCAAAAGGCUGCAGAUAAGGAGAUCGAAAGGAAAGAUUGCAAGGCCCUGUACAUCUUGCAUCAAAGCGUCGAUGCAGCAAAUUUUGAAAAAAUCUCGAAAGCAGAGACAUCCAAGGAGGCCUGGGAGAUUCUUGAAAGGGUUCACGGUGGUGCAACGAAGACCAAGAAGGUGAGGCUUCAAACGCUGCGACGUCAAUACGAGCUUCUAUCAAUGGAAAGCAAUGAGACAGUGGUUGACUACAUCACUCGUGUUCAAACGAUGGUGAACACGAUGAAGGGCCUUGGAGAAAAGAUGGCUGAGCUACAGGUGAUUGAGAAGGUGCUACGCACACUACCCAUGAAGUUUGAUCACAUAGUAGUGGAAAUAGAAGAGUCAAAGAACCUUGAAGACAUGAGUCUUGAUGAGCUUCAAGGCUCUUUGGAGUCACACGAACUAAGGUUGAUCGAAAGGGGAGAGGAGCGAAAGAAUGAGCAAGCUCUCCAGGCACAGACUAACAUAAAUCCGACGUUCAAGAAGAAAACCAAGAACAAAGGAAAAUGA
Molecule: messenger RNA, 702 nt
Organism: Cajanus cajan (pigeon pea)
Lineage: Eukaryota; Viridiplantae; Streptophyta; Magnoliopsida; Fabales; Fabaceae
Source: RefSeq, a predicted model, not a curated record